AUGGAAUAAAUAAAAAACAAGAGACUCUUAGUGCUCAUCUUAUUGAUUAGUUCUCUCACAUUAGGAUUAGGAGAACGUAAUUGUCAUUUUCGAUAUGAUUAGCGACCCAAGUUUGCGAUGAAGGCCACUAUUUGUCAGGUCAAGUUUGUCAAAGUUGUUCUACAUAAUGUAAAUAAUGUAGUAGCGAAACUAGUAAUCUCUGUUCAUUGUGCUAUGAUGGAUAUAUGGUUUACAAUAAUGCUUGUUAAUCUUGUGGGUCUGGGUGUUAAACAUGCUAAUUAUAACAAUCUGGUUUAAGAAUCCUAUCUGUGUCAGGGGAAUCUAGAAUAUUAUCAGGAGAGCCUGCCACAGAGUGUACUAUGUGUUAUGCUGGGUAUUAUUUGGAAGGGCCUGUUUGCAAAUAAUGUGAAAAACCAUGUUCAAGCUGUGCUACUUAUUCAACAACUUGUACAACAUGUAUUGACAUUACCAAUUAAAAUAUACCAACUUGUGAGUGUUAAUCGUCUUAAUUUAUGGACGCUUGUUUAACAUGUACUGCAUAAAAUACAUGUUAAACUUGCAUAGAAGGUUAUUUUUUGGAUAAUGAAUCAUGCCAAAAUUGCGAAUUACCUUGUAAAACAUGUGAAUCAACUUCAACUAAAUGUUUAUCCUGUGCUUUAGAAAAUUAAAUGGUAGAUCCGCAAUUCUAAUGUGUUUGUGCUAAUGAAUAUACAUAAGUAGAAGGGAAUUGCGAAUAAUGUCAAAUUCCAUGCUUAAAUUGCGAUCAACGAGUUGAUUAUUGUAUUUCCUGGUGGGCAAUGUGUUUGUCAAUUUGGGUAUUUUUUGCAUAUGGAUAUUCUUAACAAUAAAGAAUGCUAAUAAUGCUCUCCUUCGUGUGAGAGUUGUUAAAAUGAGUCUACAGAAUGUCUUACUUGUCUAUAUAGUAACUAAUUUGUUGAUUCAUAUCAUUAAUGUGUUUGCAAAGAAGGAUUUUUUUUUAAAGAUAAUGAUAGUUUAGAUUGUACCCAAUGUGGUGUCGCAUGUUAAAUUUGUGAUAACACAAGUUGUUAGAAAUGUAUUAAUGAGAUGAUGGAAAUUUAAGAUUAAUUAUCUUGUGUCUGUCCAAAAGGAUAUUAAUUUUUUGAAAACAACUGCUUUUAAUGUUAAUUACCUUGUAGUAAAUGCAUUGAUCAAACUGAUAUUUGCAUUGAAUGUUUGUAAUCAAAUUCAUCUUUAAAUGAAAAUAAAUGCAUUUGCGAUUCUGGAUUUGGACUAUCAUAAACAUCAUAAUAAUAUUGUUCUCCAUGUUAGUUUCCAUGUUUGGAAUGUUCAAGUGAUGUUAAUCUAUGCACUAGGUGUUCUGAAAUUGGACUAUUUUACCUAGAGAAUUCAAAAUGCAGAUGUCCUAGUGGAUAUUUUAUGUAAGGUCCCGGUUGCAUUAAAUGUUCUGAUGAAUGUUAAGAAUGUAAUUUUUAUCCUGAUUAUUGUUUAAAUUGCAGAGACUUAAAUUAUGAGUUCAAGAACAAUGGAUGCUUUUGUCCUUUUGGAUAUUAUGUUGACAAUGCUUUGAAAUGUUCAAAAUGUUAAGAACCAUGUCAAACUUGUUAAUAAAACUCUGAUUUUUGUUUAUCCUGUGUAGAUCCUCUAUAUGAAUUAAUUAACAAUUCUUGCUAAUGCCCAAUAAGUUAUUUCUAAUUAGUAGAAAACAAUAAUUUUAAUUUAUCAGCAGGAUGUCAUACAUGCAACGAAAUGUACUUGAAUUGCAUAGUAUGUAAUUUAUCUUAUUGUCAAUAAUGCUAAUAAGGAUAUCGUUUUAAUGAGAAUUAGGAAUGUUUGAAUGCUAUUUGCGGAGAUUCUAUUAUUGUUGGCAAUGAAUAAUGUGAGGAUGGCAAUGAUAAUGAAUUUGAUGGUUGUUUUUAAUGUCAAUGUGAACUAGGAUGGAUCUAAAAUGAAUUAGGUUGUUAGACCAUUUGUGGAGAUCAAGUAAUUGUGACUGGAGAAUAAUGUGAUGAUGGAAAUGAAAUUCAAUUUGAUGGAUGUUAUUAAUGCAAAUAUGAUUGCAAUGAAUCUUGCAUUGAAUGCAUAGAAGGACGUUGCAUCAAAUGCAAAGAAGGAUUUCAACUUGAGGAAAAUGAAUGUAGCAUUAAUUGUGGAGAUGGAAUUUUAAAUGUUUUAACUGAAUAAUGUGAUGAUUCUAAUAACAUUCCUAGAGAUGGUUGCAAUAAUUGUCAUUUAGAAGAUGGUUUCAUAUGUUAUUGUUAAAACGAAUUGCUAUUUCAAUCUUGUGAAAGAUGUUCGGAUUAUAAUUGUUUAAAAUGUGCCAUCUAAAAUUAACAGCAGGUCUGUCAAAAUUGUAUAGACGGAUAUUUUGUUGAUGCAACUUAAGGUUGUUCACAAUGUGAUAAAAUUUGUCUGAAAUGUACAAACUCUCCCAAAAAUUGUGAAAUUUUUGAUUCAUCAAUUUAAUAACUAAAAGAUUGUAAUCAAAAGCUUGGAUUCUACUAUGAUUAUCAACUUAAAGAUUGUGUUUCAAAAUGUGGAGACGGUAUUAUUAGUGGAUAAGAACAAUGUGAUGAUCUAAAUACUAAUGAUUUUGAUGGGUGUAAUAAUCAAUGUCAAAUUGAGUCUGGAUACUUGUUUAAUUUAAAUAGUCUAUCCUUGAUUAAUGAACCAUUCAUAUAAGUUUAAUCCCAGUCUUCUAGUAAUAAUCAAUAUUCUAUAUAUGCUGAGCAAUUCUAAGAUACUAUCAAUUGUACUGGUACUACAAUGAAUAUUGAACAAUUCAAUUAAACAGAAUACAAUUAUACAAUUAUAGAAUAAGGAUUAAAUUGUGAUAUUUCGAUGCAAUACUUUAAAACUGUAGAACCUUCAAAUCUCAUUCAUGUCCUAAUCAAAUUCAAAAAUCACCUCUCCAAAAGAACAUUAGAUGAAUCACCUACUAAAGAAAUCGUUAUUGUUCCAAAGAGAUAGGUAUAUGCAACUGAAGAGCAAAAGGAGUAAGGAGAGGCUAUGGCUAGUACUUCCAAAUCUAUAUCAUCAUCCAUUGUUGUAUUUGCCCCAUUAGCAUUAUUAAUUGGAGGCUUCAAGUUUAUUUGGGCUAUUCUAGAUAUUAUGAGUUGGAUGAAUAACUUUUAUUUCUUAAAUGUAUAAUACCCAGAAAAUGUAAGACUCAUUUUUUAAUAAGCUGAAUGGAACAACAUAAUCAAUUUUCCAGAAUUCGAUAUCUUCAAUAAACCAUCUGAUGAAUAUUACUUUCAAGCUUAAAUUAAAUUCACUGAAAAAGAUGUUGACCCAUUAUUUUUUAACAAUGUUUAAAUUGUUAUUAUUUUUGUGUUUCAAGUUCUUAUUACUUGGCUGAUUUGUUUUAUAAUAAGAAAAACAAUUUAGGCUUAUUAUAAAAAAAAAAUUAGGAUCUAAAGUGCAAAUCAUAAAAUAUUUUAAUUGAAAACUAAUUAAUAAAAUCAAUCAAUUCUCGAAAAUGAAAUAUUGUAAUCCACAAUACAGAAUUAAAUUACCACUUUUGAAAUUCCAAAUCAACUCAAAUCUAUUUACUUUUCAUGUUUAGAUUGUGAAAGAUCAUUUGUUGCUAAUAUGUUAAAAACUAUAUAAAUAAGUUAUUUAGAUAUUCUUUUGGCAAUAAUAUUACAGAUUACCAAUUAAUAGACAGCUAACAAUUCUAUUGUUAAAAUCAACGUCAUAUUAGCGAGUCUAUCUAUUGGCAUUGUAAUUUUGUUGAUUUAUUUAUCUUAUCAAAUUUCGGUUUAACAUCAUUUGAAAUUGGAAAAUCAACAUUUUAGUAGGAGAUUUAACUGCUUCUAUGAAGAUGUAAAAACUAACUCCAAAAUAUCUAUGAAUUACUCUUUUUUGAAUAUGUUAAGGAAAACUAUUUUUAUUAUAGCAACAGUGAUUUUAUAUGAUUUUCCAAUAUACUAAACAAGUGUUUGUUUUUUAUCGUGCUUUUUGAACAUUAUCUUAUUAAUGCACUGUAAUCCAUUCAAUAAUAGAUAGUAAUAUAUUCUGAACUUUAUACCUGACUCUUGCAUAUGUAUUAUAGUAGGUAUAACCAUAACUUUUGCCUUUUAAGAUCAAUUUCGAUUACUAGAAGAUGAUAUGAUUUAUUUUUUAGGAUGGAUUGUUGGAGCCUGUAUUUAUUUAUCAAUAUUAUUGUAAUUACUGUUCCUAAUAAAAGAACUUAUACAAUCAAUAUGGGAGAAAAUUAGAAACCUAUUUGUAUAUUUGAAAAAAAAAUUUAAUUUAUGA
Molecule: messenger RNA, 4239 nt
Organism: Paramecium tetraurelia
Lineage: Eukaryota; Ciliophora; Oligohymenophorea; Peniculida; Parameciidae
Exons: 4
Source: RefSeq, a predicted model, not a curated record